Molecule: messenger RNA, 948 nt
Organism: Meloidogyne enterolobii
Lineage: Eukaryota; Metazoa; Nematoda; Chromadorea; Rhabditida; Meloidogynidae
Source: the annotation of a GenBank genome assembly
AUGAGUUAUAAUUUGCAUUUUCGAAUUUUUUACUCCAAAAAAGUAGUAAUUUAUUUACCUAUAGUAAUUGUUUAUAUUUGUUUUGGUUUGGCUAUAUCUACAAUUGCUUUAGAUAUUGGGUCUACUUAUGUCAAAAAACUUUAUUAUUUGGGUCGGAAAAUAAGAAAUAUUGCAAGUAUUAAAAUUUGGUUUGGUGCAAAACAUUUACGGGUCAGAGAAUUGUUGGUAGCUUUAGGACAAAAUAUCGGUUUAGAACCUGCUGUUUUGUGUGAUUUAGAUUUGGAAAAAUUAAUUUCUAAUGCUAUUCAAGUAAAGGAAGGAAGACUUAAUAGAGUACCUCAAACACAUAUGAUUAUGGAUGGAAUUUGGCCACCAGAAUUAGUUCCUCUAUUUCUUAGAGACGGGCAAUUCCCAGAAUGGGUAGAUGCAGAUGAAAGAAAUAAACGAAAAUGGAGUGCCAUAAGCCUUUUACAAAUCCAAAAACGCCUUAGAAGCAGUUUACGUGGUGGCGGGGGUGGGGGAGGAGGAGGUUCCUAUCGUUCAUCAACGGGACAACGUUCACAAUCAGAAAUGUCUAAUAGAAAAAGUUCUGCAAUAAAUAGGGGAAGUGCUAGAUCUACUUUACGAACAAUUAGCAGUAGUCAUCACCCGCCAGACACAACACCCCCACUACCUCCUGAAAGACUUUCUGUUCGAUUUGAGGAAUUUGUUCACUCUUACGAUGACGAAGAAGAAAAAUAUUCAGAAUCAUCCCCUAUAAAUAAAUAUUUUUCAAAUCAACAUUUUAUGCGCAAAUCAGAAACUGUGCCUUCUACAAAUAAUCCCGAUAUUUCAUUGGCACGUUUGUGUACAUUUCCUUCACUGGCUUUUCGUUACAAAGAACAACAAGAGAUUAAUAAUAAAAAACAAAAUUCUUUUAAAAAUAGAAAAAAAUCGAAUCAAAAAUAA